Messenger RNA from Hibiscus syriacus, 999 nucleotides. Its product is annotated as probable transmembrane ascorbate ferrireductase 2. Lineage: Eukaryota; Viridiplantae; Streptophyta; Magnoliopsida; Malvales; Malvaceae. The transcript is spliced from 4 exons. Bases 153 to 860 code for a protein of 235 amino acids. The record is from RefSeq and is a predicted model, not a curated record. Gene Ontology annotation, molecular function: oxidoreductase activity.
AUCAUCUUCUCUGCAGAUUCAUCACAAACAGAUACUUCUCUUCUUUGAAACCAAAAGUCAUCAAUUUUCUUAUUCUCCACUCAAAACCCAUCCUAUAACCCUUCAAAAAAAAUCAAAUCUUUUCUCUGCAUCUCUUUCUUCUGUCAUAGAAAAUGGGGGUUCCAGUAAUCAAGUUUCCCAUAUUUAUGGUUAUUAGAGUAUUGGGAAUUGUAAUAGGAGCUCUUGUUUUCACAUGGACUUUUCAUUGCAGAGGAGGAUUGGCUCUCAUCUCCGAUAACAAAGAUCUCAUCUUUAAUGUUCAUCCUGUUCUUAUGGUCCUUGGACUAGUGCUCCUGAAUGGAGAAGCCAUGCUGGCAUACAAGACUGUUCCGGGGACGAAAAGCUUCAAAAAAUUAGCUCAUCUUACCAUACAAUGCAUUGCUUUUAUCUUGAGUCUUAUCGGUGUAUGGGCUGCUUUGAAGUUCCACAAUGAUAAGGGCAUCGACAACUUCUACAGUCUGCACUCGUGGUUAGGCCUAGCUUGCCUUUUCUUAUUUGGCAUCCAGUGGGCAGCUGGAUUCGUGACCUUUUGGUACCCAGGCGGGUCAAGAAACAGCAGGGCUGCCUUGUUGCCAUGGCAUGUUUUCUUCGGUAUGUAUGCAUAUGCCAUUGCCAUUGUGACUGCUACAACGGGUAUCUUAGAAAAGCUUACAUUUCUUCAGACUAACCAGGUAAUAUCACGUUACUCCACCGAGGCUUUGCUUGUAAACUCUUUGGGUAUUUUGAUUGUCGCGGUGGGCGGUUUCGUUAUUGUCGCUACACUCACUCCGCUGAACGAAGAAAGCGAUGGGCACAGCUACAAGGGAUUAAUAGUGGAAUAGAGUUUUCCCUGUAAAACCCAAUGAGUGAUGAUGAUGUUCUUUACCUAUGAAACAACUAGAGAAUGAAUUAGUUGAUAAGAGCAGUGCUUCAGAAAUUAAUACAUGUUUUUUUGCUGGGGGACAUGGAAGUUAAAAUUAU